Messenger RNA from Arctia plantaginis, 1014 nucleotides. NCBI's taxonomy places the organism in Eukaryota, Metazoa, Arthropoda, Insecta, Lepidoptera, Erebidae. The record is from the annotation of a GenBank genome assembly.
AUGCAGUGUAUUGAAGAAAAACAAGUGAUCUACACCAGUGAAACUGUGCAAACAAAAAGUAGUGUAGAAAUAGAAGAAAAUAAACCAAAAGGGAAAACCGCCUCCCUAAAUAGAAAUGAAGAAGGGCGCCAAGCUAUUAUAAAUACUCAUCCUGAUAACAUAGCCGCGCACGUUGCUAUCAAAAGCUUUCAGAUUUUGUGUCGAACCACGAACAAAACUGGCGCGAAAGUGACCAAAAUCCUAAAAGAUGUAUUGCGACUGGCCAAGAGUCUUAUAAACUUUGAACUGCCGUCACUGGAUUCAGACUGCGACUUGCAGCUUAGCGAUUUAUUUAACUGUGACGAUUUUGGUGAUGGUGCUAGUGGCUUUAGCCAAGAUGAUGCGAACAUCAUUAAUGGACCUCCGUUUGAGAUCGCUGAAUUCGAUAAGAGUAUAAUUGAUGAAUAUCUCAUGGAAGCUUUAAGCAGUGACAUUUCGAAUGAUUCUCCAAGUCCACAGUCAUGUUCCAGCUCUUCUUUACGUAGUAGUACGGAAUCUUUGUGCGCUCUACAAACUCACGAUUACAUUGGGUUACAAGAAAACUGGCUGGAUCAAAGCUACACGCCAGCUAGAAGUGAAGUUAAAGUUCGUUCCUAUGGUGAGCCAAAAUUCUGUACAGAACUCAAUGCCUUUCGCUGUCCAGUAGAGGAGUGCGGUAAAUUGUACGCAAAAGCAUCGCACGUCCGUGCUCAUUUACGACGCCACAGUGGCGAGAAACCAUAUUGUUGUACUUGGAGUGGUUGCUCUUGGCGGUUCGCGCGUUCGGACGAGCUAGCCCGACAUAGGCGUAGCCACUCCGGUGACAAACCGUAUCGCUGCAAUGAAUGCGGUAAGAGGUUUGCACGGUCCGACCAUCUCGCUAAGCACGGUAGAGUCCACGCUCGCCGCGCUGCUGUUGCUGCUGCUGCGGCUAGGAGGGACGCGUCCGCUUUGCACACACAUAGAAGAUCCACGAGGGGUAUACUGCUUAUGUGA